AUGACGACGAUCUCCAAUCUUCCAAGGGAUUUGAUGGAGGAGAUUAUUAAUAGGCUUCCCAUGAAAUCUCUGAAAGCUGUGAGAAUAACUUGCAAAAGUUGGAACAAUCUAUCCCAAUGUGAGAGCUUUAAGAAUAUGCACAUUGGUAAAUCAACAAGAAAAGGGGAGUCAAUGAUGAUCGUGGUGCAGCGUCACAGUAUUUAUUUAAUUAGCGGCGUGGUUGACGUUGAUCCAUGUAUAGAGCUUAAAGGUAAACUUAGUUUCCUUAACAAGCAAGUUAGUAUUUCCGGAAUUGACCAUUAUGAGGGUUUAUUGUUAUGCUUCUUGAAAGACGUUACUAGGAUUGUGGUUUGGAAUCCGUAUUUGGGGCAAACAAGGUGGAUCAAACUUAGAUAUUCUCACCUUCUACAAGGAUAUUUCAACUAUACUCUCGGAUACGAGGAUAAGGAAUCUUGUCGUAGCCUUAAAUUGUUGAGGUUUGUAGAUUAUGAUCACAGAACGCCCCAAGAGCAAUUUUUUUGGUAUGAAAUGUACGAUUUUGAUACUGGUUUAUGGACAACUCUUGACGUCGCGCAAUACUGGAGAAUACAUUGUUCACACCGUAGCGUUUCUCUUAAGGGAAACAGUUACUGGUGUGCUAAAGAAAGGAGCUCAGAAGGUUGUACGGAUCACAUAAUCUGUUUUGAUUUUACAAGAGAGAGAUUUGGGCCGCUUCUGCCUCUGCCAUCUUGCGUUAAGGAUCACAAAUAUGUAUGUGUGACUUUAUCUUGUGUUAAAGAAGAGAAGAUUGCAGCUAUAAUUCAGCACCAAAAUUAUUCAUAUGAUUCUGUGUCUGAGAUAUGGAUUACAACUAAGAUCGAGGCCGAAAUGGUGUCGUGGAGCAAGUUCUUGAGAAUUAAUACGGAUCUUAAGAUACAUUUUCCAGCUUAUUACUUCAUUGACGAGGAGAAGAAAGUCUUCAUGUGUCUUGGUAGAAGGUAUAAAUCUAUUGACAUAUAUCCCACAACAUAUAUUGACAUCAUUGGAGAGGCUGGAUACUUAAACAAUUUGGUUCUCGGAGUACCUGCAGAACAAAACCGUUGGGAAAGUAUGUGCUCUUAUGUUCCAAGUUUGGUCCAAAUCAAGAAACUUGCACGAGGCAAAAGGAUAGAACAAAGUAUUUUAGAAAAGCGUCGAUUUGAUCAAAACAUGUUGAGACUUGCUGAAAUAGAAAAGCUAAUGAAGAAGCAAAUUAGAUAUUAUUAGGAGGAGGCACAAAAGGAGAGGGGAAAUCAAGAGG
Molecule: messenger RNA, 1279 nt
Organism: Camelina sativa (false flax)
Lineage: Eukaryota; Viridiplantae; Streptophyta; Magnoliopsida; Brassicales; Brassicaceae
Source: RefSeq, a predicted model, not a curated record